AUGUUCACCCAAAAAAUUGCAACGUUUUUGGUCAAUAUAAGGAAUAAGUUAUCUACGGAAGAAUGUAUUGAAUGUAUUGUUUGUUAUAAUCAAGUUCCGUUAAAGUCAAUUAUUUGUUGUUUUGUGCCUGUUGAAAGGAAAGAUAUUUUAACGAGUGAAUUGGCUGUUUUUGAUAAUUUUGAAUUUGAACGAGUUAUGAAUAAAGGGGAGAAGGAAGUGAAACUUGAAGGUAAGGGAGGGGAUUGGGAAAUUGAAAAAAAUAAAUUUCCAGAAAUAUCUGACCCUCAAUCACAUCCAUUCUGUCGUGACUGUAUUCUCGGCUUAGCAAAGGCAGCUGUUGGAGAAAUUCCUUUAGCUAAGGGGGGUAUUGGAUUGCGUUGUAUGAUGACUGGGUGUGACAAUCCUAUUUUAUAUUCUGAAAUUUACAAACUUCUACCAAAAAAGAUACGAAAUAAAUUAGAAGAAAGAAUGUUUGAGGAAAGCAUUGGAAUGGCUUUGCCUAAUUUGGAAAGAUGUAAGAAAUGCAAUUUUGCAAUUCAAAUGGAAGUAGACAAAAAAUUAAAUAAAGUUUUUGAUUGUCCCGGUUGUAAAGCACAGUUUUGUCGUUUAUGUGACAGAGAUUGGGACGACAACCAUUUUGGUAUAAGUUGUCAGGAAGUGGAACAGAAAAUUAAAGACUCGAAGAGAAUCAAAAAGGAGAGAGAAAUUGAGAAGAAAAUAAACGAAGCAGUCGUUCGAAAAUGUCCAAGAUGUGGAGUUCAAUUUGUAAAAGAAAAAGGAUGCAAUCAUGUUACUUGCCGUUGUGGUAUGACCCAAUGUUAUUUAUGCAGACAAACUGGAAUUGAACACGAUCAUUUUUGCCAACAUUAUCGUGAUCCAAAUAGUCAAACUUGUAAUGAAUGUAACAAAAAAUGUCUUCUCCACGAAGAUGCAAACAAGAUAGACCAACAAAUAAUUAAAGAAAUUCGUGAAAAAGGAGAGACUUCUGUUCGUUUCACAACUCCAACAAGUCCAAAUCGGAAGUCUAAUACUGCUUCUAAUACAGCACGUCUCACUAAUACAGCAGAGUCUGCUACAGCAGAUUACACCAACGAACUUGAAUUUAGGGAUAUACUAAUGGGUAUACUAGGAUCAAUACUUUUUUCCACCAGUGUAUCUAAAGAAGAAUGUAUUGAAUGUAUUGUUUGUUAUAAUCAAGUGCCGUUAAAGUCAAUUAUUUAUUGUUUUGUGCCUGUUGACAAGAAGGAUAUUUUAACGAGUGAAUUGGCUGUUUUUGAUAAUUUUGAAUUUGAACGAGUUUUGAAUGGAAAAAUUUGUGAAGAGAAGGAAGUGGAUAAAGUUGAAAUUGAAGGUAGGGAAGGGAUUGGGAAAUUGAAAAAAAAUAAAUUUUUAGAAAAAUCUGACCCUCAAAUUCACACAUUCUGUCACGACUGUAUUCUCGGCUUAGCAUCGGCAGCUGUAGGAGAAAUUCCUUUGGCUAAGGGAGGUAUUGGAUUGCGUUGUAUGAUGACUGGGUGUGACAAUCCUAUUUUAUAUUCUGAAAUUUACAAACUUCUACCAAAAAAGAUACGAAAUAAAUUAGAAGAAAGAAUGUUUGAGGAAAGCAUUGGAAUGGCUUUGCCUAAUUUGGAAAGAUGUAAGAAAUGCAAUUUUGCAAUUCAAAUGGAAGUAGACAAAAAAUUAAAUAAAGUUUUUGAUUGUCCCGGUUGUAAAGCACAGUUUUGUCGUUUAUGUGACAGAGAUUGGGAUGAUGACCAUUUUGGUAUUAGUUGUGAGGAAGUGGAGCAGAAAAUUAAAAACUCGAAGAGAAUCAAAAAGGAAAGAGAAAUUGAGAAGAAAAUGAACGAAGCAGUCGUUCGAAAAUGUCCAAGAUGUGGAGUUCAAUUUGUAAAAGAAAAAGGAUGCAAUCAUGUUACUUGUCGUUGUGGUAUGACCCAGUGUUAUUUAUGCAGACAAACUGGAAUUCAACACGAUCAUUUUUGCCAACAUUUUCGCGACAGAUAUCAAAAAAUCUGUAAUCAAUGUAACAAAAAAUGUCUUCUCUACGAAGACCCAAACAAGAUAGACCAACAAAUAAUUAAAGAAAUUCGUGAAAAAGGAGAGACUUCUGUUCGUUUCACAACUCCAACAAGUCCAAAUCGGAAGUCUAAUGUUGCAUCACUUACCACUUCUAAUCCAGCUACAACAAACUCAACAAGUCCCGAUACAGAUGUGACAUAUAUAUUAGUGGGUAUCACAAUUGGUUUAGUAAUAGUUAAUGUGGUUAUUUGGGGAUCUAGGUGA
Meloidogyne enterolobii is the source of this 2283-nucleotide messenger RNA. The record is from the annotation of a GenBank genome assembly. Lineage: Eukaryota; Metazoa; Nematoda; Chromadorea; Rhabditida; Meloidogynidae.